GUGUGAGAGGAAGAAACAGCAGCAGGAGGGAAAGGGAGCUGCCAGCUGCUAGUCUUAGUGUUUUACCGGUGAAGAGAUAUUUUACUGGUUUCUUGCGUACGAUUAUUAGCUCCUGGCGACAUGACGGAUUCAAUUUUAAGGGAAUACACACAGCGAUGUGCCAAGGCAGAAAAGGAGACAGAAAAGUUGGCUGCAUGUCUCCAAGCUCUAAGUGAAGGUGGUGUGGCUAACACAGAGAACACAGAGGCUGUCGACAAAGAACUUCUUGAUCUCCUGAAUGAAAACCGAAAACUGAAGUACAGGAUUGGCAUUCUCAAGAAAAGUAUAGAACGGCAAAGGGAAAAUGCUGGUACUGCAUCCUUUGGAAACUCAAAGAACUCCUGCAAUGUUCUUGGCCAUUUGGAAAACCUCUUCACAAGUGCAAUCAAGUCAGCUUAUCCAAGUGUCACCAAUGUGUUAGCUCAGCUCCAAGUUUCUAAGCAUGCUGACUACCAGUGCAACGAUGCCAUGGCUCUCGCUAAGACUUUAAAGAAGAAUCCCCGUGAAGUGGGGGACAACAUCCUCAAGAAUGUGGCACCCAGUCCUCUGAUAUCCAAGCUGGAACUGUCUGGUCCAGGCUUUAUCAACAUCACCCUCAGCCAAAACUUCAUGAAGCAGCAGGUGACCAACAUUGUGCUGAAUGGAGUCACUCCCCCACCCACCACGCCCCUGAGAGUGGUGGUAGACUUUUCCUCACCCAACAUUGCCAAGGAGAUGCAUGUUGGUCACCUCAGAUCCACCAUCAUAGGAGACAGCAUAUCUCGCCUCAUGGAGUUCCUGGGCCAUGAUGUCCUCCGGCUGAACCAUUUGGGAGAUUGGGGUACUCAGUUUGGGAUGCUGAUUGCUCACUUAGAGGAUCGUUUCCCAGACUUUGCCUCCAAACCUCCACCCAUCUCAGACCUGCAGACAUUUUACAAAGAAUCAAAGAAGCGAUUUGAUGAGGAUGAAGAGUUCAAGAAGAGGGCAUACCAGGCUGUAGUGAAGCUGCAGGCACAUGAACCGGUCCACAUCAAGGGGUGGCAGGAGAUAUGUGAGAUCUCCAAGAGAGAGUUCUCCAAAGUUUAUGAGCGCCUUCAAGUGAAAAUUGUAGACCGAGGCGAGUCUUUCUACCAGAGCCGCAUGGAAGAUGUGGUGAAGAUACUUAAUGGUGGAGGAAUGUUGGAGGAAGAUGAAGGACGUAAGGUAAUGUUCGCCGAGGGAGCAGACAUACCGUUAACCAUAGUGAAGUCGGAUGGUGGCUUUACUUACGACACCUCAGAUAUGGCGUGCAUCAAGCACCGGAUAGUGGAGGAGAAGGCUGACUGGCUGGUGUAUGUGACAGAUGCCGGCCAGGCACAGCACUUCAAGAGUCUCUUUGCCUGUGCUAAAAGGGCAGGCAUCUAUGAUGCGAAAAAAACCCGAAUUGAUCAUGUUACCUUUGGUGUUGUUUUGGGAGAGGAUAGGAAGAAGUUCAAGACACGAUCAGGUGACACUGUGCGGCUGGUGGAUCUCCUGGAUGAGGGCCUGCAGCGUUCAGAGGAGAAGCUCAGGGAGAAGGAGAGGGACAAGGUACUGACUCCUGAGGAAUUCACCAAAGCCAAGAAUGCUGUUGCAUAUGGUUGCAUCAAAUAUGCUGACCUCAGCCAUGACAGGUCAAGGGACUAUGUGUUUUCCUUUGACCGCAUGCUGGACUUCCGAGGCAACACGGCUGCCUACCUGCUCUAUGCCCUCACCAGGAUACGUUCCAUUGCCAGGACAGCCUGCGUAAGCCGAGAAGAAAUUGUGACUGAGGCACAGAAACAGCCAAUAGAGCUGGAGCACGAGAAGGAGUGGAAGCUGGCCCGCGCCCUUCUGAAGCUUCCUGACGUUCUUGUUAAGAUAACUGAAGACUUGUGUCUUCACACCCUCUGCGAAUAUCUUUUUGAGGUUUCAGCAGUGUUCACUGAGUUUUAUGAUAAUUGCUACUGUGUUGAAAAAAAUUCUGAAGGGAAGAUUGUGAAGAUCAACCUGAACCGCUUGAUGCUGUGUGAGGCAACAGCGAUGGUCAUGGAGAAAUGCUUUGCUAUUCUUGGCAUUGACACUGUGGAAAAAAUGUGAUUCUGUCUGUUUAUGGAGAUCACUUGCUUUUUGGAAUUAUUUUUUUGCAUUUCAGCAAUUUAUAAUUGCUCCAUUUGGUGCCUUCCAUUAAUUAUAAUUUAUCUGGAGGCUGCAAACUAAAUUAAACACUUGGAAGUUCUGCAGGGUUAUAGAUUUUGCAUAAUUAGUUUAUUGAUUUCAAUUGUGUAAUUAAACCAAUGUUUAAGUAUGCCUACCAGACCAGCAUUAAUAAUAAUUGUUCAAAGAAAA
Scylla paramamosain (green mud crab) is the source of this 2364-nucleotide messenger RNA. RefSeq names its product arginine--tRNA ligase, cytoplasmic-like (gene ArgRS). Gene Ontology annotation, biological process: arginyl-tRNA aminoacylation. Gene Ontology annotation, cellular component: cytoplasm. NCBI's taxonomy places the organism in Eukaryota, Metazoa, Arthropoda, Malacostraca, Decapoda, Portunidae. The record is from RefSeq and is a predicted model, not a curated record. The transcript is spliced from 14 exons. Gene Ontology annotation, molecular function: ATP binding; arginine-tRNA ligase activity. The coding region runs from base 121 to 2115 and encodes 664 amino acids.